GCUAUGACUACCGCAACGUGGGCAUCUCCUUCGGCGCCGACUACGGCUGCUGCAUCGUGGAGCUGGGGAAGACCAGGGUUCUUGGACAAGUCUCAUGUGAACUUGUUCCCCCCAAGCCAAAUCGGGCUGCAGAAGGCGUACUUUUCUUCAACCUUGAGCUCUCACCAAUGGCUGCACCUGCCUUUGAGCCUGGCAGGCAAUCUGAAUUACUGGUGAAACUGAACAGACUAAUAGAACGAUGCUUGAGAAACUCCAAGUGUAUAGAUACAGAAUCUCUCUGCGUUAUUGCUGGUGAAAAGGUUUGGCAAAUUCGUGUGGACCUGCAUCUGUUAAAUCAUGACGGGAACAUUAUUGAUGCUGCUAGCAUAGCAGGAAUUGUAGCUUUGUGUCAUUUUCGCAGACCAGAUGUAUCUGUACAAGGAGAGGAAGUAACUGUGUACACACCUGAGGAGCGUGAUCCUGUCCCUUUGAGUAUCCAUCACAUGCCUAUUUGUGUCAGUUUUGCCUUCUUCCAAGAAGGGACCUAUUUAUUGGUGGAUCCAAGUGAAAGAGAAGAACGUGUAAUGGAUGGCCUCCUUGUAAUUGCCAUGAAUAAACAUCGUGAAAUUUGUACCAUCCAGUCCAGUGGUGGGAUUAUGCUAUUAAAAGAGCAGGUUCUGAGAUGCAGUAAAAUAACAGCUGUUAAAGUUGCAGAAAUAACAGAACUAAUUCAAAAGGCAUUGGAGAAUGACCAGAAAGUUAGGAAAGAAGGUGGGAAGUUCGGCUUUGCGGAGUCUAUACCCAAUCAAAAGAUCACUGCUUUCAAAAUGGAAAGAGCUGCUGUUGAUACUAACAAUGUGGAAGAACAAGCAGAAGACAUCAUCACUAAAGCUGACCCUCCUUCAGAAGUUUUUACCAAACCAAUACUACACACCCCUGGGACAGCCCAAAUCGGGGAAGGAAUAGAGAACGCCUGGGGAGACCUUGAAGAUUCCGAGAGGGAAGAAACAGUAGAAGAGGAAGGCGAAAGUGAUGCUACUGCUUUUGAAUGUCAGAAAAUGGAAAUGGAGGAUACAAGUAUUAUGAACGAAACUGAGAAAGAUGAACCUAUUGUAUUGUCUGACAGUGAAGAGGAAGAAGUUGUCAUCCUGGAACCACAGGAAGCACCAAAGAAAACAAGAACACAGACCAACUUGAAACAAGAAAAUACAAGUAAGAAAACAUUUAACAAAAAGAGAAAAAAGAAGAGAGCUGUUCAUUAAAGCUAUCACCUGUCCUUCAGAAACACUGUAUAAUACAUAAUUUGUCUGUUGUUACUGACAUUUUUGUAGAUAAUUUUCUUCCCUCCCUCCCUAAAUUUGGGUCUGCUUCCAUGUACAUUUUACAUAUUUGUACACAUCUUUAAAUAAAGUCUGCAUAUAAAUUAAAUUC
Molecule: messenger RNA, 1410 nt
Organism: Struthio camelus australis
Lineage: Eukaryota; Metazoa; Chordata; Aves; Struthioniformes; Struthionidae
Source: RefSeq, a predicted model, not a curated record